Molecule: messenger RNA, 1335 nt
Organism: Vanrija pseudolonga
Lineage: Eukaryota; Fungi; Basidiomycota; Tremellomycetes; Trichosporonales; Trichosporonaceae
Exons: 2
Coding region: 57-1217 (386 amino acids)
Source: RefSeq, a predicted model, not a curated record
AUCCACACAGCGACAAGCACACACCAGCUCCACCAACACACAUCCACACAACAACAAUGCCCCUCUUCUCCUCCGGCCCCUCGGUCGAUAGCGUCAUCUCCCGGCUCGGGAGCACAAAGGACUCCACGGCGCACUAUAUCGCCGUGAGCGAGUACGUCGAGAGCAAGAAGCGGCGGGGCAAGGGCGUCGCCGAGGUCAACACCAAGCUCGACGACCUCGAGCGCGCGCUCGCCAAGGUCAGUGAACGGCUCGCCGCCGAUACGGCGGGCACGUUCGCCAAGAUCCGCGACGACAAGGGCCUGCCCCGCUCCAAGCUGUUCCCGAGCGCGGCCGCUCCAGCGCCGGAAGUCGCCCCGCCGCCAGCGUACCCGGCGUACGCUGCCCCGCCGCCGCCUGUCCCCGCUGCGCCGGUGCGCGUCGGCAGCGUGAGCCGCGCCGCCGCGCCGCCGUCCCCUCCGACGACGUACGCCGCCGCACCAGCGCCAGCAGCACCAAGCUACGCCGCUGUGGCUCCUCCUGCGCGCGCGGGCUCGCCGGCCGCCCUCAUCCUCAAUGGCGAGGAGCAGCUCGCCAUGCUGCGCGACUACGACACGGUGUUCCUCGUCGACGACUCGGGCUCCAUGGCGGGCUCGCUGUGGCGCGAGGCGCGCGCGGCGAUCCAGGGCGUGGUCGCGCAUGCGAUCAAGUACGACGAGGACGGCAUCGACAUCUACUUCCUCAACGACCGCAGCGCCGCCAAGGGCGUCAAGUCCGUCGGCGAGGUCGAGGCGCUCUUCAACCGCGUCCGGCCUAGCGGGGCGACGCCGACCGGCGCGCGGCUCGACAAGCUGUUGAAGGAGUACAAGCGCGAGCUGGACGCCGCGUACGAGGCCGGCAAGCGCUCCGGCGGCGACAUGUACACUGUCAAGCCGCUCAAUUUGUUGGUUAUCACCGACGGCGCGCCGACCGACGACCCCGAGUCGGCGAUCGUCAGCUUUGCAAAGUAUCUCGACAAGUACGACUUCCCGCUCUCGCAGUGCGGCAUCCAGAUGUUCCAGAUCGGCAGCGACCCCGAGGCGACGGAAGCGCUCCAGGACCUCGACGACGCCCUCGAGAACAGGUACAAUAUCCGCGAUAUCGUCGACACGGUGCCGUAUGCCGGCGCGAUGACGGCCGAGAUGAUCGUCAAGGUGCUCCUGGGCGGUAUUAACCGCCGUCUGGACCGCAGGAAUGCGUAGUGGCCGCGGCGUAGAUGGCCUGUUGUGGCUUAGAACGAGCUUUAUAGUUGUCCACCUUGUCCCCCUCACGACCCACACCUUGUACCCUGUUGUAACAUUAUGCAGUGGCUGAUUGACG